Molecule: messenger RNA, 4264 nt
Organism: Daphnia pulicaria
Lineage: Eukaryota; Metazoa; Arthropoda; Branchiopoda; Diplostraca; Daphniidae
Product: kinectin-like
Exons: 10
Coding region: 220-3459 (1079 amino acids)
Cellular component (GO): endoplasmic reticulum membrane
Source: RefSeq, a predicted model, not a curated record
UUUUCUGUGGUCCGGUUUUUCUCUUUUAGACCUCUUGCUCACGCAGUCAAACCGGCAUAUUGAGUAAACUCUCGAAUGGCUCCCACCAUAGACGUGGCAUUGAUGAACUGUUGAAUUCAUCUUUUAUCCUCGCUACCCAAUUUAUCUUUACUCGUUUGAUUUUCCCUUUUUGAGUUAACUUUGCCUACACGUUACGGAUUUCAAUCACCGAACAUAAAAAUGGAUCUUGCCUCAGUGCUGAUUGGACUCACCAUCUGUGCCGUCACAGCCGUUGUACUCUACUUCAUUUCAGUGAAGAGUUUCCAGGAGAAGUCGUUUGAAGAAGUGCUGGCCGAGCAACAGCAGUUUGAGGAUAGCUUGCUGAAAGGUGAAAAGUCCAACAAAGAUAAAGAGAAAAAAACCAAGAAGCAUGCUGUGAAAAAGAAUAAAGAAAAGGAGAAAGGAAAGAAUCAUGGAAAUGCUCCUUCUGCUGCCCAAUCCGUUCCCUUUGAAGAAAAACUGCAUGUGGAAUUUGAACCUGACGCUGAAGUCAUCCCUGAGGAGCCCAUUGCAGUGAAUGUGGAAAAGAAAAAGAGUGACAAAAAAGAGAAAGUUAAGCCAAUUUUGCGGAAUCGUGAUCAGGUUACAACCGAAACGUUUGAUCCAGACGUAGAUUCUAUAAAUCAUUUUAUGGAACAUCCACCCAAAGACGACGUGGAACUCAAAGUAAAAGAUAAAGAAAAGACGAACAAGAAAGCCAAAGUUGUCAUUGAAGAAAAGGUUGUUGCAUCCGAAGCGCCGAUUGUCGAAGCCGCUCCUGUUAAAGAAGUGGCAUUUAACGUCGCACGCGGUAAUAACAAUCCGAGCAGUGCCUCGGCUCCAGUCGCCCCGCAACAACAACCCGGAACACCCAAGAAGCAACGCAAGAGGAAUGCCAAAACUGAUUCGCUCGAUACGGCUGAUGGUGGCGAAGAACUUCUUUUGCAGUUGGGAGGAACCGAAAAACUUCUGUCUGCCCUCCGUCAAUUGCCGCUGACAUCCUCUGAAUUGCAAACUAUGAUCGAAGUACUUCUCAACCGACAACAAGAGGCUUCAGGCACCGUUGAAUCGGAAUGGAUGGAGCGUGGCGGCCGCCUGGAUCCGAUCGGAGCACUUAGGAAGCAGCUAGCCGACAAAGAGAAAGCGUUACAAGAGGAAUUGGAAGAGAAGCAAGCGUAUCAGAACAAGUUGCGCACACUGGGAACCGAAAUGACCACCGAGCGGACACGGGCUGCAGCGGCACGGAAGCAACUCGAAGAAUCUUUGGCUAGGCAAACGGCAGAGAUGCAGAUGUUAUCCGUUCGACUCCAACAAACAACUGAGCAACACGUGGCGGAGGUUAAUGCUCUACGAGUUGCGGUCCAACAAGCCCAGAAGGCGUCUCAAACGUCGGAAGAACACCUCCGUCAGCUGCAGCGUUUGCAGGACGAAAAGAACCAAUUUGACGCUAGAUUCGCCACUGCCCAGCAAAUGCAACAAGAAAUGGGUGCUCGCGUUCAACAGCUGGAGGAUUUCUUGAUGCACAAGGAACAACAAUUGAUGGAACAAGCCAAUCAAAUGGCAAUCAUUGGCGGCAAGUUGCAAGAAUCGGAACAAGCACGAAAUGGACAAAGUCACGAAGUGCAGCGCGAAGUUGCUCAGUUGCGAGAAGCGCUUCAAGCUGCUGAAGCCCAGUCAUUGCACACGGCUCAUGACGCCCGUGUCCGCCUGGAAGAGAUGGAACGGACAAAGGAGCUAUUGGAAAAUCGCAUUACUAAAGUCGAUCGCGACCUAGCGAUGGAACGAAGCCUGGCCGCCCAAAAUGAAGAACGCAUCCGACAGGAAGUAUCUCGCCUUUGUUUAGAAAAUCAGGCUCUUAAUCUCCAGUUGACCAACGCGACCCAGAAUCGACAGGAAGAUGACUCCAAAUGGGCGGCUGUCCAGGAACAGAUGCAAGUUGAACGUAAUCAAAUGGCUGCGAAAGAGUCUGAAGUACAGAAAGAGCUGGAACAUUUGCGUAGUGAAAUCAACUCUCUCAAUCAACAAUUGUCAAACACAUCCCAAAGCCGACAGAAUGAUGAUGUCAAAUUGGCAGCUAUUCAGGAGCAGAUGCAAGUUGAACGUAACCAAAUGGCCGCCAAAGAAGCAGAAGCACAGAAAGAUCUGGAACACCUAAAGAGUGAAAUUAAUUCUCUUAAUCUACAGUUAUCCAGCUCAUCCCAAAACCGACAAGAUGAUGAUGUUAAAUUGGCAGCUAUUCAGGAGCAGAUGCAGGUUGAACGUAACCAAUUGGCCGCCAAAGAGUCCGAAGCACAGAAAGAAUUGGAACAGUUGAGGAGUGAAACUCAGUCCCUCACUCAGCAGCUGAAUGAAACAAAACAGAACGAGCAGGAUCGCCAGAAUAAACUUGAUGUAGAGCUGAAGAGUAAGGACGAAGAAUUGGAAACCCAAAAGCGGAAAAACAAUGAACUUCGUGACAAAAAUUACAAAGCCAUGGAUGCCCUUGCCGCUGCUGAAAAGGCUCUUGUUGAAUUGAAAAAAUCCAGCAGCAGUGCGAAGAAUGUCCCCAGUCCAGUUGAAAUUAAUCAGGCCAUUGGUGCCGGCCUGCAACGAGUCUUUCCCGAGUUGUCCUUUGACGCAUCCGCAUCACCAGCCGCGUUUGCCGAAUCUCUCUCCAGUCAAAUGACACGAUCGCUUGAACGACUCCAGAGUGAGGAACAGUCGAAAGCUCAGGCUCAAGUACUCCAUUACAAGACGGUCCUCUCACAGACGGAAGAGUUACUCAACCGACUCCAGAGUCGCGUAGAAGCUGAAGAGACGUCUUGGAAAGUGAAGCUGACUCAAAUCGAAUCUGAUUUGCUGACCGUGAAACAAGAGAAAGAGUUUUGGAUGGAUCAGUGCCAGAAGCAGGAAGCCCAGCAACAACAACAAACAUCUGAAGUGGAUGUCCAACCACUCAAUGCCCAAAUUGAAUCUCUUCAAAAAGAAAAAGAUCAUCUAUUACAAGAGAUUGAAAAAGAACGCCAAGCAGCAGCAGAACUGGCAUCUCAGUCUGGAAGUCAUCGAGACCAAUUGCAAGCUGUAGAAUCACAGCUGGCCGAAGAGAGAAAAUCAGUUCAGCAGUUGCGGGACCAGCUGGACCAAGCCAAGGCUCAGUUGUCGGCCACAAAGGUAGGUUCCAUCGGCUUCAUGGUGGGCUGGGCAAAGAGCUCAGCGGCUACAGUGGCCGCAGCCACGGCUAGGAAAAACAGCCUUAACUCAGAGAAUGUUUCUUCAGAGGCCAACCCGCCAUCGCCACAGAAGGAUGAAGCAGCGACCAAAUCUGCAGCAGCGACCACCAAUGGUAACGGAACCAAGGCUGAAUCACCAGUGGAAGAGCCGAUUACGACAGUGAAGAUGGGCAGCAACGGUCAGAAAAGCAAAAAUCGGAAGAAAAAGGCUGCUUCUCAUUUCGAAAGCUGAAACCACGAGCUUAGUGUGAAAUAACGCGUCCCUGGGAAACGGACCCUGGAUGGAGGAGAGCACCAGAUCGAGCUUGAUUAUUCAUUUCUUGGUUUUAUUUUCUUGUCUCCCUCCCUUCUACGUUAAAAAAAAAACCUAUCCCCCAUUCCUCUUGAGUGAAGAAGUCUGUAUUUUCAAAGAGAACAAGUAAUCCUGCUUCCACUAACACUUUUUUCUUGGAUUCGUCGGACUCCUCGUGUUACUUUUUUUUUCCCUUUUCAGUCGUCAUCCACCAACAUAUUUUCGAAAUCGCCCGUUUCUCAACAGGUGGUUUUGUAAACAGUAAAUGAAUUCCUUCGGGUCAGAACUCUUCAUCUAAAUCGUUAGUCAAUGAAAACAAAUUGAAAAACUAACACCCUCUUCUCCACCGUUUAGAGCGAUGACAUUUAUUCGCCCCCUUUAUUUCCCUGUGUACUGUGGGGCCUAAUGAGAUGAUUGUCUCUUUCUGUUGAGUUAAUUGAACAAAACAAGAAUACCAAUCCCAGAGUCAAAUACUGUUUGUGUCUGGCUGUAAUUUCCAAUGACCGGUUUUCGUUGAUCCCGUUUCACACACCCCUCUGUACUCGCCAGCCUAGCUCUCUUUUCUUCUUUAUUCUCUCUUGUUUUGGGUUUUGAUAUUUCGUUGAUGUUUAAGAAGUUUUUUUCCACCACCCUCUGCUCCCUGGCCUCCCCCUAUUAUAUCGCAUCCUCCUAUGAUGCCCAAAGCCAUGUAUACAACAACUCUGUUACAUCGGACUGAAAUACAUCAGCAUUCCUAACCUCUAAA